Messenger RNA from Aedes albopictus (Asian tiger mosquito), 11356 nucleotides. RefSeq lists its product as uncharacterized. Bases 25 to 2070 code for a protein of 681 amino acids. NCBI's taxonomy places the organism in Eukaryota, Metazoa, Arthropoda, Insecta, Diptera, Culicidae. The transcript is spliced from 2 exons. The record is from RefSeq and is a predicted model, not a curated record.
AAGAAGAAACUGGAAGCACUGAAGAUGGAGAAAAUUCGGAACCAACAUCGGAAUCACGAAUGGAUUGAGAACACGACCAACGUAGAACUACCGGACUUCGUGGAGAGAACCCUUCUUCUCGGACCGAACUUCAACAUCCAGAACAAGAAGACGAUUCCAUACGUGAGAUUCGUGGCCGACGUGGAGACAGCGAUCAGGCGAAUCCCCGAAGCAGAACACAUCAGAGGGGAAAUAUCUACGAUCAUGUCGAACUACGUCAACUAUCAACGACAGCCCAUGACGAAAGAAAACGAGUGGAUACUCAAAGACGUACUGAAAAGCCGAAAAUUCUUGAAGGAACAUCCCGAACUGUACGUAACGAAAGCGGAUAAAGGGAAUAAGACGGUCGUGUUGGCAGCCUCGGAGUAUCGUGAAAAGAUGGCGGAAAUGGUGAGUGAUACGAACACCUAUAAACUGCUAAACGACAACCCCACGAAUAGAACCUUGAGAAAACUCAAUACGAUAAUUGAACAAUGGUGGAAAGAUGGACACAUAGACACACAGACAAAAAAUCGUCUCAAAGUGUUUAACUGCCAUCCUCCAAGAAUUUAUGGCCUGCCAAAAAUCCAUAAAACCAACAGACCUCUCAGACCAGUGGUUUCGACCAUUGGUUCUGCAACGUAUCGCAUGGCCCAGUUCUUAGCGAACAUCUUGGGUAGUAUAGUGGGGAAAACACAAUAUCACGUCAAAAACAGUUUCGAAUUUGCGGAAGAAAUCUCGACCGUAGUGAUUCCAGAAGGCAGUAUCAUCUACUCCUUGGAUGUAGUAUCACUUUACACCAACGUUCCAGUUGAGAAAGUAUACGAACUCGUAGAAGAAAAGUGGGAACAACUACAAGAAUGCACCACUAUUCCUUGGGAAAGUUUCAAACAUGCAAUGAAGACGGUUCUUGAGGCAUCUUUCUUCCAAUAUGAAGGAAAAUUCUACAGCCAAACAGCGGGGGUGCCCAUGGGAUCCCCCCUUUCACCGGUUGUAGCCAACAUCAUCAUGGAAAAGGUGGAACAGGAGGCCAUAACACAGCUGGAGGAGAACAACAUCACCAUCUCAUACUACAGAAGGUACGUCGACGAUUGCUUCGUAGUCGGCAGAAGAGAGGAAGUGGAGAAGGUGGUGGAACAGUUCAACGCAGUGGAUGAGAAACUGAAUUUCACCGUGGACCAAGAAACGAACGAGUCACUCCGGUUUCUGGAUCUCACGCUCUCGAGAGAGGGUGAGAGAAUUAGAAAAAUUUGGUUUCCAAAACAACGUGACGGCAGAUACCUGGACUACAACUCAGAGAGCCCGCACACGCACAAAAUGAACACUAUGAUCGCGCUUAUUGACCGAGCACUGAAGCUAACAGAUGUCGAACGAAGGGAGGAAAGCAUUCGAAUGGUCAAACACAUUCUCCGCAAUAAUAAUUAUCCAGAGAACCUCAUCCAACGCACGAUAAAGCGUCGGGUUCAUCUCAUAUACAACACUCUUGAGAACGAACGCGAGAAUGGGGAACAAAAAAGGUAUGUGUCCAUCCCAUACAUCCCUGGUUUAAGCGAGAAGGUGAACAAAACGUUGCGAAAACACGAUAUCACAGCGUCUUUCAAACCAUGUGAUAAAGUGAAGAACACGGUCUUCACAAAAUUGAAAGACCCAAUACCACACAUGAAACAAACAAACGUGGUAUACAGUAUUCCUUGUGGAGCAUGCGAAAACAAGGAAUACAUCGGACAAACCUCUCAAACACUGGACAAGCGCAUAACGCAACACAAAAACUCGAUACGCACCAACGCUUCAGCUACGGGACUCACGCAACACGCGGUAGACAACGGGCAUCACUUUGACUUCUCUCGAACUCGGAUCCUAGAGAGAAUAAAUAAUGAUGCAAGCAGAUUGGCUGCUGAAGUGGUCCACAUAAAGAUCAACAACGAAACGACGGUUAAUUUACAGCGUGACGUAGACGGGUUUUCGAACACAUACAACAACUUGAUUAACAAACUAAAAGACGAACAACGACGAACACGACGACAGCAAGAGAGACGAGGACAUAUUACUUAAAAACGAAACGAUUUUAGAAUUAAGUGUACCGCCUUGACAAACGAACGUCCGGCGGAAUUGUAAGUGUUUGUAUUGUAAAAUUUUGAAUGUUUAUAAUGUUUGUAAUUUGUGAUUUGUAUUUUGUAUUAUUUAAUCUGACAGUUCUGAAGAUGACCGAAAGCAAUAAAGUAGGUUGAAACGUAAAGAAGAGUAAAAAUGAGUUUUAAAUCAUCACCGAAAAACACCAAUUGAAUCCCAUGAAGAUAAAGUAAACGGUGAUCAAAACAACGAUAAGAGCCAUUGCUAAAGUACCGUAGAUGGGGGUGACAAUGGGUCUGGGGGGUGAGAUUGGGUCAAAACAGAGAAACAUAACAUUUGAAAUAGCUCAUUAACUAUCGUUAAUUUAUAUUUAAAACUUUAUAUUAUUUCAAAGAGGAGAUGUUUUUACACGUCAUGAUGCAGAAUAAGAUUUUCUGCAAUAAUCUUUUUUUUUUUAUUAAAUUUGUGGCUAAACUUAUAUGACGAAACUACUUGUAAAUCACUUUGAAAAAAAUUUCUCCUUCGUUAUGUUUAACACAAGUACCUAACCAUAAAUUUUCUUAUAAGUGGAUAGCUGUAGGUAUUACCUGGUUGAUGUAAUGAAAAAAGCGGGCUGUCAUUGCUCUUUUUAUUUAAAAACUCAAUAUUGUCGACCCUAUGUCUAAAUAUUAAGAAUGGGGGUGAGAUUGGGUCAAGUAAGUUAUCGAGUGCACAUAACCUUAACUAAAAACUCAACUUAUUAUCCAGUCCCCAUUUGUCGUUAGAGUGGUGCCAUGUUCACCGUAUCUUCAUAAAAGCACGCUUUCUUCCAAAAAUAUGUCGAGAAGUGUCAAACGAGUGUUUUAAUACGCUUAGUGCAUAAAAUCAUUUAUAACAAUACACCCAUGCGUUUGGACAGCUCCUCUAAUCAUCAGCUAAUCUUUAGUGUACUGCAAUGUCGUAAGCUCACAAAAUAGACUUAACACAAUUGAGUUGUCCAAGAAAUGUCUCACGAAACCUAAUGCAAGCCUAUCCAUAUACGUGAGAACAAAAGAUGUUUACAAAGUUCUUACAGAUUUUUUUUUCCUCCCCUGUUGGGGAAAUUAAGCCACUGCGUCCAAAGUUCUUACAGAUAGAUUAACACGGGAAAUCUGAACACAAACCACUACCACACAGGAAUUUGGAUUGGUCAAUAUUUGAACGACCCUCUAUCUUGAGAUGGAGUGAUUUGUUUUAGCAAUAUAGAGGCCAAUGAUCAUGUACAUAAGAGUUUAUAACGGAGGGUUUGGUUAAACAUUUCUUAUGCAGUAUACUAAAACUAUCAUGUUUUUUUUACAAUCAAUCUUUCAAUGCGCCCCUCCCUCAUUGUAAUCUCCCCUCCUCUCAUGGAGGUUGAAACUCUUAAUGAGGAUGAUGAUGGCAAAAAAUGGUGAUACAGUAUGCAAACGAUAUUUUGUCAAAUUUCAACCAUUUGUUCGGUUGUAUUAGCCCUUUUAGGUGGAUUAAUCAUCUUUUAAAAUUACCUAAGUUUUUAUUCGUCAUGAUUACAUUAUGUUUUAAGUAGGUUUACUAGAUAUGAUUAUUAAAAUUAACUUAUAUUCUUAGAUAGGUGAUUUCGAAUACUUUGACCCAUUCUCAUCCCCUCUAAGGGGUGAGAUUGGGUCAAUUUUCAAUCAUUUGUAGUUUAGUAGGCAAUUCAUAUAACGUGAUACUUUCUUGCUAAACUAUCAUUACCACAUAGGAGAGUAUACAUACCAAAUAAAAAGUUAUUCCGAUUUCAAUUGCAUAUGUUAUUUAACAAACAAUAUUUGAGUAUCCUUUUUUUUAACCAUUCUCACCCCCAACGACGGUAACAUAAAUGCAUGUGCUGUACAUUUGCAUUUGCACAUGCUUGAUACGUGCAACUAGAAAAACCAAAACAAAAAUCUAUUUGUUGCACCGGUUUCGUUAUCGACGGUACUGAUGCCCACAUGAAUGUUUUGACCAUUAUUUUUUUUCGCCGGGUCGGGAGUCCAACCAGAAUUGUUAAAGACCGCUAGAUGAGUUCCAUACGCGCCUUGGACCGUUUCUGCUGCAGUGAUAACAACAGAAAUUUCAUUAACUUAAGGUGAAUCGGGACGCUGUGUUAUUUUUCCUAUCUUCCCUCUCUUUCUAACAAUUUGCCUCGCGAUUUUGAAGAUGGUAAUCUCGAUUUCUAUCGCACAGAUGAGGCUGAAAAACAAUCAGCAUAUGCACUGCAAGUGAGCAUACAUAAUGAUAGAUUUUUGUUCCAUUAUAUGAAGUAGAAUCUGAGAUUACCAUCUUAGUAGAAACAGAGCAAUGGCGGAUAUUUCCUCGACCGUCCCGUCCGCCCUUAAAGGAAACUGUUCUUCUGUCUCAAUCAUUGCAGUAGAGGGCAAAACGACUAUGUAAUAGAAUGCAGUAAUUUAUCACAAUCUGAUAAAUUACUGAUAAAUACAUUAUGCAUUUUCGAAUAUAUUUAAUCAAUAUAAGAAAAUUAAAAGCACGAUUAAAACACCCUUAGCUUCGCAUACUGCUCAUAUGCUAAUUGUGGUUUCCAUCAUUAUUGGCAUGUGAUAGCAGCCUACAGAAAAGAGAAAAGGUCAUCUCUAAAAAGGUUUUGCUGUCGUCGAUCGGUGGCUCAAACGGGGAUUAAGUUGGCCUGGAGUCGAACCAGAAACGUUGAAGACCGCUUGAGUUGACCGUAAAGUUGUUAAUCUUCUUAACCCACCAUCAGUUGCUUGCGUGUACUGAGUACACGCAUCUCAGAAAAAUGCAAAAAAUAAUCGAAAUUCGCACCAAAUUAAACCGGGUGUUGGUCCUAUUCCAAGAUCCACUCUUCUUCUUGUUAGUAAGGCAGAAAAAAAAAUGGAAAAAUGCACGGAAAGUACUCGAAAACUACGUAAUUCUAACCUCACAUUUUGAAUGUGUACUCAGUACACCGGCGCGACCGCUGGUGUAAUUUUUUUGUGAACCAGACCGUUACACGAGCGGUCGCGUCGUGUACUCAGUACACGGCAUAGGCUUUCAAUUAUGGUUUAUAUGCUUUACUAGAUACAAUGUUGGUGUCUUCUGCAAAAAUGUCCAACUGGAUAAUGCGCGUCUGAUAGUGGACAUGUGGAGCCAGUCAACACGAUCUGGUCCUGUCCCGGGUGUCGGAAUGGCCCUCGCGGGAACCUGUUUCGUGGACAUUUCAGUUAUGGCACCAAAACUAGGCAUGCGACGGCUCUAUCUUCAUGAUUUUCCAUAUCCAUUAUUUUGGUAACCAUGAAAAUGACCAGUGACCUCCCUGGCCAACCCGUGGCCACCGGAAUGUGCCCUGGAGGAACCUGUUUCGAGGACAUUUUGACCAUGACACCAAAACUAGGCUUGCGACGGCUCUAUCGUCAUGAUUUUUCAUAACCAUUAUCUUAGUAACUAUGAAAAUGACCAGUGACCUCCCUGUCUAACCCGUGGCCACCGGAAUGUGCCCUGGAGGAAUCUGUGAUGAGGACAUUUUGACCAUGACACCAAAACUAGGCUUGUGACGGCUUUAUCUUCAUGAUUUUCCAUAUCCAUUAUUUUGGUAACCAUGAAAAUAACCAGUGACCUCCCUGACUAACCGUGGCCACCGGAAUGUGCCCUGGAGGAACCUGUUUCGAGGACAUUUUGACCAUGACACCAAAACUAGGCAUGCGACGGCUCUAUCUUCAUGAUUUUCCAUAUCCAUUAUUUUGGUAACCAUGAAAAUGACCAGUGACCUCCCUGACUAACCCGUGGCCACCGGAAUGUGCCCUGGAGGAACCUGUUUCGAGGACAUUUUGACCAUGACACCAAAACUAGGCAUGCGACGGCUCUAUCGUCAUGAUUUUUCAUAACCAUCAUCUUAGUAACCUUGAACAUGACCAGUGACCUCCCUGUCUAACCCGUGGCCACCGGAAUGUGCCCUGGAGGAAUCUGUGAUGAGGACAUUUUGACCAUGACACCAAAACUAGGCUUGUGACGGCUUUAUCUUCAUGAUUUUCCAUAUCCAUUAUUUUGGUAACCAUGAAAAUAACCAGUGACCUCCCUGACUAACCGUGGCCACCGGAAUGUGCCCUGGAGGAACCUGUUUCGAGGACAUUUUGACCAUAACACCAAAACUAGGUAUGCGACGGCUCUAUCGUCAUGAUUUUUUAUAACCAUCAUCUUAGUAACCAUGAACUUGACCAGUGACCUCCCUGGCUAACCCGUGGCCACCGGAAUGUGCCCUGGAGGAACCUGUGUCGAGGACAUUUUGACCAUGACACCAAAACUAGGCAUGCGACGGCUCUAUCUUCAUGAUUUUCCAUAUCUAUUAUUUUAGUAACCAUGAAAAUGACCAGUGACCUCCCAGGCGAACCCGUGGCCACCGGAAUGUGCCCUGGAGGAGCCUGUUUCGAGGACAUUUUGACCAUGACACCAAAACUAGGCAUGCGACGCCUCUAUAUUCAUGAUUUUCCAUAUCUAUUAUUUUAGUAACCAUGAAAAUGACCAGUGACCUCCCUGGCCAACCCGUGGCCACUGGAAUGUGCCCUGAAGGAACCUAUUUCGAGGACAUUUUGAUCAUGACACCAAAACUAGGCUUGCGACGGCUCUAUCUUCAUGAUUUUCCAUAUCUACUAUUUUAGUAACCAUGAAAAUGACCAGUGACCUCCCUGGCCAACCCGUGGCCACCGGAAUGUGCCCUGGAGGAACCUGUUUCGAGGACAUUUUGACCAUAACACCAAAACUAGGCAUGCGACGGAUCUAUCGUCAUGAUUUUUCAUAUCCAUCAUCUUAGUAACCAUGAAAAUGACCAGUGACCUCCCUGGCUAACCCGUGGCCACCGGAAUGUGCCCUGGAGGAACUUUUUCGAGGACAUUUUGAUCAUGACACCAAAACUAGGCAUGCGACGGUUCUAUUUUCAUGAUUUUCCAUAUCCAUCAUCUUUGUAACCGAAAAAAAACUGCGAGUGACCUCUCUGUGUAACCCGUGGCUACCAGCUAUGCAUGGGCUCUAUCUCCAUGAUCUUCAUCUUCUUUUUUGUGUAACGUCCAUACUGGGGCAAAGCCUGAUACUCAGCUUAAUGUUCUAUGAGCACUUCCACUGUUAUUAACUGAGAGCUUCCUUUGCAUAUGAUCAUUUUGCAUGUGUAUAGCGUGAAGCAGGCACAAAGAUACUCUAUAACGAAGAAAGCUAAGAAAAAAUCCAUUACAAAAAGUUCCAGUACCGACCGCGAAUCGAACCUGUCACCAUCAGCAUGCAUAUACUGAAUAAUCACGCCUUCACAACUGAGGAUAUAGUGGUUUUCUAUCGUCAUGAUGUUUCAUGUACAUCAUCUUUGUAACUGUGAACAGUGCCAGUCAUCUCUCUGGUUAACCUCUGGCCACUGGAAUUUGCCCUGAAGAAACCUGUUCCGAAUACAUUUUGCCCAUGGCUCUUCAUGUUUUUUCACCUUCGUUAUUAAAAUAGGAUCAGUGACCUAUCUGUCACACUCGUGGCCACUGGGGGCAACGGUUACCAAGCCAAUGAAUAUAAAAAUUAUGAAGAUAGAGCCGUCCUCUAACAUGUUCCUGUGGCCAAAGGUUUAUGCUAGCGCUAGGUAUCGCUCAAGUAAUUUCCGUUCAGUUCAUUAUUUUUUCUUUACCGGAAUGGCCAAGAACUUCAACACAGAGAGCUUCAUUUGAUUUGACGUAUCUUCUCAGUUCCGUACUGGAGUCAAGAAGAAUCAAAAGCUUCCUCAUUUCUCGAGCGAUUUCUUACCUGAAUUUUCCACGCAUCGAGAUAGGCCAAAAAAUCUUGCGAACUGCGUACUUCUUAUAAUGCAAGGACGCUGCACAGUGGUUCUACCAUAGGUCUAAACCUUUGACCACAAUCAACUGUGAUAUCAAUGUGGUAACAUAAAGUAUAUUGAUUUUUUUUUCUAAUUUCAGUUCUAGUUUGCAUUCAUCACUCUACCAUCCAACAUGUGUUUAGUUGAUUGAUUCUUAUAUGGUUGAAAACGAUGUAAAUGUAAAAUUUAGAUGCUGCAUACUUUAUCAUCUUAUUUGAAUAAGUGUGACUGGUUUAUGAUUUUUCAAAAAAUGUUUCCCCUUACAAUCUCUUUGGACGUUAUUUUUUAUAAAUCUUCCCUAUUAUAUUGAACAAUAAUUUACUGACGAAUUCAGUAGUAAUUUUUAUACAUUACAUUUCAAUAUUCUUAAGCAGCUGUGAGUACCGUGGAUGGCCCAAACUAAUAUUAGUAUACAUUCAUAACUCGAUGUAACGUAACAACAUUUUUAUGUUCGUUACGAUAUAUCAAAGUUACGUUAUAUCGAAGCCAAAAAAGAUCCCCCGCCAAAUUAUCUUAUUCACUCAACAAUGAUUUUUAACCUUGUUUAAAUGUUUUUUUUAUUGUUGUAUUUUAUAUACCUAUCUUCAAAAGUCAAGAAGGAUAGGAUAGGAAGAAUAGAAUACUUUUGAAAUAUUUCCACCGAAAUAAUUCAUCCGUGGGAUAUAUCACAAAAUUUCGGCAGAAAUUUAUCAAGAAAUUUAUCUAGGGAUUUAUCAGAGAAUUUCUUGAGCGAUUUUCUGCAGGGUUCUUCUAAGACUGGGCGGACUUGCCCCGGCGUUAUAACUCGCAGUAUCGCAUGAAACCGAAUUUGCUUCCACUUCUGUCUACUGUCAUGUCUUUUGGAGUUGGAAGGCUAUGUUUCAGUAGGAAUGAUAUGUCAAGAAUAAGUACAGUAGACGUUCGGUCGGUGCAAACGCUUUAACUGCAAUGCUUUUUACCUGUAAGUCCGGUGAGUUCAACAAAUUUGGAGUUAUCGCACCGCCAAACGUCAAAAUGAUGUGCCAUGUUUGCCCUAAUAGGCUGGAGGAAUUGGAUGAAUGUGGAUGAAUUAAACGAAGAGAAAAAGCAGGAUCUUCAUAUAACGAAAUGCAGAAGUAACUGAUGCUGUGAAUAAGUUCCUCUGGCCUAUGAACAGUCGCAUGGAGUUCACGUUCAUUUUACGUCAAUUGAUGGCUUUACGACAUCUGUCAGGCGUUGCAGUUACUCAAUUUCAUUCAAUAAGUGAAACGUAAACAUGUUGCAGUUAGCAGUUAAACAAAAUUACUGACACCGAAAACUGUCAUAUAACUGCGAAAGUGUUCGUAUAGCGCUAAACUGGUUAGUAGACUUGGUUCCAGGAGGAGCGUAAUAUGAUAAAGACUAUUCCGUGAAUCACGUUUAUUAUUCAAAUAGCAAAACAUUGGAACCAUAAAAAAAGUUACGUUAUAUCAAGGUAAAAGUUACGUUAUACUGAGUUACGUAAUAUCGAGGCUACGUUAUACCGAGGUAUGAAUGUAUACAAAUCAGUUGGUAACCAAAUUCACAAUACUAAAAAUUUCGGCUCCGUUUAUUUCUUUUUAUUCGAAAAUUACAAAACUAGAUUGGACAUAUUUUUAUACAAUACAAAAACGCUUUUGGGAGGCAAAUAUGUAUCAAAUUAACGGAUUCACCAUGCUAUAAGCGAAAUUAUAAGCAUGACCACCUCAUAUAGAGUUAUUGCACACCUUGGAACCUCGCUAAUUGUUGCACACUCCAUGCUUUUCUUAUGAGGUGUGCAACAAUUGGCGAGUUUUUAAGGUGUGUAACAAUUGGCGAUUUACCCUAGAUGAUGGAUAUGGAAAAUCAUGAAGCUAGAGCCGUCGCAUGCCUAGUUUUGGCGUCAAAGCCAAAAUGUCCACGAAACAGAUUCCUCCAGGGCACAUUCCGGUGGCCACGGGUUAGACAGGGAGGUCACUGGUCAUUUUCAUGCUUACUAAGAUGAUGGAUAUGAAAAAAAUCAUGAAGAUAGAGCCGUCGCAUGCCUAGUUUUGGUGUCAUGGUCAAAAUUUCCUCGAAACAGGUUCCUCCAGGGCACAUUCCGGAGGCCACGGGUUAGCAAGGGUCAUUUUCAUGGUUACUAAGAUGAUGGAUAUGAAAAAUCAUGAAGAUAGAGCCGUCGCAUGCCUAGUUUUGGUGUCAUGGUCAAAAUGUCCUCGAAACAGGUUCCUCCAGGGCACAUUCCGGUGGCCACGGGUUAGCCAGGGAGGUCACUGGUCAUUUUCAUGAUUACUAAGGUGAUGGAUAUGAAAAAUCAUGAAGAUAGAGCCGUCGCAUGCCUAGUUUUGGUGUCAUGGUCAAAAUGUCCUCGAAACAGGUUCCUCCAGGGCACAUUCCGGUGGCCACGGAUUAGCCAGGGCGGUCACUGGUCAUUUUCAUGAUUACUAAGGUGAUGGAUAUGAAAAAUCAUGAAGAUAGAGCCGUCGCAUGCCUAGUUUUGGUGUCAUGGUCAAAAUGUCCUCGAAACAGGUUCCUCCAGGGCACAUUCCGGUGGCCACGGGUUGGCCAGGGAGGUCACUGGUCAUUUUCAUGGUUACUAAGAUAAUGGUUAUGAAAAAUCAUGACGAUAGAGCCGUCGCAUGCCUAGUUUUGGUGUCAUGGUCAAAAUGUCCUCGAAACAGGUUCCUCCAGGGCACAUUCCGGUGGCCACGGGUUGGCCAGGGAGGUCACUGGUCAUUUUCAUGGAUACCAAAAUAAUGGAUAUGGAAAAUCAUGAAGAUAGAGCCGUCGCAUGCCUAGUUUUGGUGCCAUAACUGAAAUGUCCACGAAACAGGUUUCCGCGAGGGCCAUUCCGACACCCGGGACAGGACCAGAUCGUGUUGACCGGUUCCACAUGUCCAGUAUCAGACGCGCAUUAUCCAGUUGGACAUUUUUGCUGAAGACACCAACAUUGUAUCUAGUAAAGCAUGUAAACCAUAAUUGAAAGCGUAUGCCGUGUACUGAGUACACGACGCGACCGCUCGUGUAACUUUUUUUGAUGCGACUGAUGGUGGGUUAAUUUCAUGUGUUUACCAUUAGAGUCAAGCUUUUAUAAUUGUAUUGUUAGAGCAAACUUUGCUAGUUUGUGCAUUGCAUUUGUUCAGUUUUUGCAGUGUUGAAUUAUUGAAGUAUCUUAUAUCACCAUUUAAUGAACUCUAAUGUAAAGAAAAAUGCAAUGCAUCAUUACAUUGAUAAUGCCAAUCUAAAGGAUUAUUGCAUGAAAAGUGUGGAAUUUCUGCAUUUCGCAUUGCAAAGGUUGAUAUUCAGUCUAAUUCGUGCAAUGAUACAAUGCUUGUGGUUACUUGGGUAAUACAUACAGUAUCGGACAAUAAAAAUGCACCAAAGCCGUUUUCCCAUACAAACUAGUCAACUUUGGAUUGCCCAGUGAAGAGAAUUGUCAGACAAAAGAGGCAUAAAACAAGCAACAAAGAAGGUGUGACGAUUACUCUUUAUCCCUACUGGUGACAGAUAAUGACAUGAUCU